This is a messenger RNA of Magallana angulata, 703 nucleotides long. Its product is annotated as fucose mutarotase-like. Bases 70 to 519 code for a protein of 149 amino acids. The record is from RefSeq and is a predicted model, not a curated record. Lineage: Eukaryota; Metazoa; Mollusca; Bivalvia; Ostreida; Ostreidae. The transcript is spliced from 6 exons. Gene Ontology annotation, biological process: fucose metabolic process. Gene Ontology annotation, molecular function: racemase and epimerase activity, acting on carbohydrates and derivatives; fucose binding.
AAGUGGGCGGGUGAUGGUCAAAGGGCGGUAACUCUAGUUUUGUUUACAAAUUAUUUUGGUUGAGACAAAAUGCCUCUUAAAAAUAUCCCCAAGUGCCUGUCACCAAGCCUCCUGCAUGCACUGGCAUCUAUGGGACAUGGAGAUGAAAUUGUACUAGCAGAUGCCCAUUUUCCAACAUCAGCCUUGUGCAAAAAUGGGCCAUUGGAAUUAAGGGCAGAUGGAGUUGAUAUACCAACACUCCUUGAUGGAAUCCUUCAGUUACUUCCUCUUGACACUUAUGUUAAAUGCCCAGUAGCUUUAAUGGACCCAGUCCAAAGUGACAAAGACAGCAACAUACAGAUUCCUGUAUGGGACAAAUACAAGGAGAUCGUGAAGCAAAGGGAGGGACCAAAUGUGGAGAUUGAAUUUGUGGAAAGAUUUGCAUUUUAUGACAGAGCCAAGACAGCUUAUGCAAUAGUCCACACAGGAGAGAUGGCCAAGUACGGGAACAUUAUUUUGAAGAAGGGGCUGGCUCUCUAAGAAGAAUGACAUUCUGCACCAAACAGCACAUCUUUAUUUACCAGAAGAUAACAUUAUAUCAAUCAUUGAAGAGACUUGAAAUUUUCACAGCAAUAAUUUAUUCAACAUUCAACAUUUACAAUUCAUUUAAAAUCAUUUUUAUACAUGUAUACAUAUAUUUAAAUAUUAAAUGUUUUAAACAAUA